GCACAGCUUUUGCGUCCUCCUUGGGCGUAAAGACCGCUUCUACGACCCCUUUGGCCAGUGGCGUACCUGGAUCGAUUUCGACAAGUUCGCAGAUGCAGCCACAAGAGGAGAGGAGUUGGAGGUUGUCGACUUUGCAGCUGAAACACCUCCGUGGGCCCUUCAUCAGGGUACGCCCUACCAGUACGAUGGCAAGAUCGGCUUCGAUCCGAACGAAGUGCGCCGCUUCCGCCGACCGAUGCCGCGGCUCACGCGGUGCGAGAGGAGGAAACUCUGGCCAAAGCACAAAAUGAUGGUGGACGUGGCGGUGCUGUCUCCGAAGGAAGGCGAGGAUGUAGAAGACAGCGCGAAAGCACUCCUUGCGCAGCCCCACUGUCGGACCGUGGCAGUCUACGAGCCAGUGGGUAGUGGGCACGAUGUCGAGCGCGUUGGAAUCCGCCACGUUGCAGGGGACCCGGACCUGAACAUCACGUACAAGGAGGCCGGGUUGAAAUUCAACAUCGACCUCGGUCGGCGUCUGAGCCGCCUCAGUAGAAGCCAGGGUGGCGCUCACGAGCGGGAGCGCAUUUGUCAGCUGGUGCAGCCGCAGGAGCGUGUUUUG
This is a messenger RNA of Symbiodinium pilosum, 598 nucleotides long. The record is from the annotation of a GenBank genome assembly. Lineage: Eukaryota; Dinophyceae; Suessiales; Symbiodiniaceae.